This is a messenger RNA of Telopea speciosissima, 990 nucleotides long. RefSeq lists its product as uncharacterized. The transcript has a single exon. NCBI's taxonomy places the organism in Eukaryota, Viridiplantae, Streptophyta, Magnoliopsida, Proteales, Proteaceae. The record is from RefSeq and is a predicted model, not a curated record. Bases 1 to 990 code for a protein of 329 amino acids.
AUGGUCCCACCAUCAUCGUUACUCAACCCGGUCUUCGAUCUCACCACCCUUUCCUUCAUCUUUGUCUUCCUGCUCUUUUCCCUCUUCUCCCUUGUCUUCAUCUUCUACUUCCGCCUCAAGACCCGAAACUCCGACCACCUCAGGGAGUUUAGUUCCCUCUGGACUAUUCGCACCCUCCUCGUCUCCUUCAUCACGCUUUGGGCACUCACCGAGACCCUACGCCUCCCUGUCCUCUUUUUCCGCCGUUAUCCAUUCAUUUUUUCCUUCUUCUCUCCUCUCACCCUGAUCCAACAGUCCAACCUCUGCAAGAUCCACGUCGUCCUCUCAUUGGGUCUCUUUGAGCCUGGAUUCUUUGCCACCCUCCUCUUCCUCGUCAACGUCUCCGUCAGGAAGAGGAACCCCACCGACACCUUCGCCACCGCAUUCUCCAUCGUCUCCGCCUGCUGCAUCCCCAUACUCGUCUUCCAGGUCCUCUUCGUGUUCUUCCCAACCACCUUCAACCACUUUGGUCUCCCCGAGAGCCUCAGCCGCAGCUUCGUCCUCGUCUCCGACGGUACCGGCGGCAACAUCGCCCUCUGCACCUACCCUCUCUUUAGUUCCAUCUCCUUCGGCGCAUUCGGGAUUGUGUACGUGCUUUCCUUCCUGCUCUCUUGUUGGAGGCUAAUCUCCCUCGUCAUCAACAAGGGCCUGCGUCUUCGGAUCUACACGCUUGCCCUGGCGGUGCUGCUGACGCUGCCCAUCCAGAUCGUAUUCCUUGUAAUCUCUGUGCUUUGGAACCCAGAUGACACAGUCUUCCAGGGGCUCGCUCUGCUUGUGUUCCUCUGCAUGCUAUCGUGCGCCGUGGUGGGAGUGGGCAUCCUCGUCAUCAGGCCCAUCUUCGACGCGCUCGCAGUCGCGUCGAUUGAGGCUUCCUGGUGCUCCAGACGCAACGGCCACGACCUCCUUCCUCCGUCUGCUGACGUGGCUGAGAAACCGGGAGUAUUGGGUUAA